AUGACUUCGGGCAUUCGGCUCUUCGACGAGGAGGCAUACCUCCUCAUGGCCAAGUGCUGGCAACAUUUGUCCGCUUACAGACCGACACUGGAAUGCACUCGAGGAAGGUGUGAGGAUGCGUCGCACUUUAGCAUCGUCGAGGCUGACGAGGUGGAGCCCAAAGUCAUAUGCCCUCAACAAGUUCCGCUGUUUGGUCGCGUGGUCGCAGAGCCUUGCGAGGGGCAAAACAUGCAGAGCCAAGAUGAGCCACGGAAAGCGCCGUUGCAUAUCGCACGGAAAGCAAAGUGUGAUGCAUCAGCUCCUCCGGCCAGCAUGCAAGCACAACCCACACGGCCAGAGUGCAGCGACAAGCCAAUCAGUGACGGCCGUCGCAGACCGCGCACGGUAGCAGAUCUGGCCAGAUUCUGCAAUGACUCUGACGGAUCUGGCGGCAUUGAGGGCAUGGAAGUCAUCAAGCGAGCCAGGAAGAAGUACGCCGAAUCACUGUCCCAGGCAAGUUCCUCACAGGUAUCGUCUGAGCCGCACAGGCACGAUGGUUGCACGGCACCACCUGACCUUCGCAAGCGAGCGGCUUUAGCAGACAUCAUCGAGGAGCUAAAGAUGGACCCGCUGGUGAAAAAGUUCUUUUCGCGGCCGGUCAACGUUGACAGGUAUCCAGAUUAUCUGGAUAAGAUCAAGCCGAACCAGCCGAUGGAUUUGGGCAGCGUGAUGUCCAACUUGGAUGCCAAUAGGUACAACGAUCUUGGCAAGUUUGUCAACGACGUCAACAUGGUGUGGGCAAAUGCUUUCAAGUACAACUCGGAGAACACACGUGCAUAUCAAGCAGCCCUUCGAGCACAGAAGCAAUUCUCUUCUAGGAUGCAAGGCUUGGAUCGGGACAGCCGGAGAUCACGGCGCUCCAGAACACCAGUACGCCAGUGA
Messenger RNA from Symbiodinium sp. CCMP2456, 921 nucleotides. NCBI's taxonomy places the organism in Eukaryota, Dinophyceae, Suessiales, Symbiodiniaceae. The record is from the annotation of a GenBank genome assembly.